AUGGAUCCUCGGAAUUGGAUAUCACCUCUUUGGAUCUCUUCAAUUACCCCUGCGUCUGCAGCAUUUCAGUCUUUACCUUCGUUACUUGGAUCUGAAAUGAGUGACCAUCCUGGCGUCCAGUUUAUGGGCGCCAGAACUAAGGCUUCCUACUACUUUCAGCGAACACAUCGUGUUAUGGCUGCAGAAAAUGAUAGAAGUGGGGAUGAGGCCUGGCAGCACCAUUUCCAUCCCCAUCCCACCGAAAACCCUCGGCCUCCUCCUACCCGAUUGCCACCCAGAAGACAUCGAGAUGGAUACGAUUAUCGACGACCGGCAGCACUUUCGCCCGCGGACAAUGUCGUGAUCGACCUAACAGAGGAUCCCGAAUCUCCCCCACAAGAAAAUACGCAAUCAUUUCCCGGGCCUCUACACAUCCCACAUCCGCAUCGUCCAACAUUGCGGUUUCCGCGAGAUUUGAUGAAUCGCACGUCCCCUGUGGCGGAACAACCCCAUGUGAUUGAUCUGGAAGCUGAGACACCCAGUGAUUCGGUAGAUAUAUCAUCUACCAGUGGAGAUGUUCUGUACAUUGGGACUUCUACCGUCAGACGGCCACCACCCGUGCCAAGGUUUCUAGACAACAAUGGCAUGCCGAUGCAUUAUCGUCGCCACACUCAACGCCCGAGGGUGUUUGACCAUGGUCCAUCGAGAAGGGUGUUGAGACCUGUAUUUCCUACCGAAGAUGAUUUUAUUUCGAUUGUCUCCUCUCUACCAGGGACGCUCAAUUAUGGCGUUCCUGCCUUUCCCUAUAACCCUCCCAGUCAGUCGGCGCCCCGGGGACGGCGAAGCUCGUAUAGAGCACCAAGCCCCCCUGGGGAUGGGUUCUCUCGGCAUUUGACAGCGAAUGACGUGGGUUUCUGUCCGAAUUGCCAGGAAGAACUUGGCGCUGGAGAGGGACUGAAGCAACAGAUUUAUAUUGCAAAACCAUGUGGCCAUGUGAGUAUUGUGCAUCCCUGGAUGAAUAUAUCAAUUAUUGAAACUGACAAUUGUCCUAGGCCUAUUGUGGUGAAUGUGCUGGGAACCGAGCCAUUUCAAAGUCCAAAAAGGCAGCGUCCAAGACCAAGCCAUUCUCGAAGUGCCAGGUUACAGGUUGUAAUAAAUCUCUCAUCCCCCCGACCUCCAUGUACCACCUUUUUUUAUGAGAUUUAUCAUGGGCAUUGUUUUCACGGGCAACUCAUUUGCAUUCUGGUGUUAUGGCCAUUCCCUUUCUCAUUCCGUUGA
Messenger RNA from Penicillium paradoxum, 1257 nucleotides. Its product is annotated as putative RING finger domain protein. The record is from RefSeq and is a predicted model, not a curated record. Bases 1 to 1257 code for a protein of 418 amino acids. NCBI's taxonomy places the organism in Eukaryota, Fungi, Ascomycota, Eurotiomycetes, Eurotiales, Aspergillaceae. The transcript has 2 exons.